This is a messenger RNA of Phaedon cochleariae (mustard beetle), 4362 nucleotides long. The record is from the annotation of a GenBank genome assembly. Lineage: Eukaryota; Metazoa; Arthropoda; Insecta; Coleoptera; Chrysomelidae.
UGUCAGUUGUCAACUCUCGCACGUCAGACAUUUGUCAAAACUCAAAAGUCUGUAUUUACUUUUUGUAGGAGUAGAGUAAAUAACGUAACUUGAAAUAUAUUUUAUAGGACUUUAUUAAUAGGGCUGCCCCACCUUCUGCCGAUAUUUAUUGAGAAUAAUUAUAUUGAAAUGAUAGUAUUGUUGUUUGUCUGGGAAAUGACAAAUUAACCCACUGCAUUUAUAGUAGGUAAUUUCCCGUUCAGAGUUCAUAAUGGCUGGAAACGAUAGAGUGUCUCUAAAUGAUGCUUUAUCAAAUGUAGAAGUACUGGAUGAAUUGCCUCUACCUGAUGAACAGCCUUGCAUAGAAGCCCAACCAUGUUCUGUAGUUUAUCAAGCUAAUUUUGAUACAAAUUUUGAAGACAGAAAUGGAUUUGUGACAGGAAUAGCUAAAUACAUAGAGGAGGCUACAGUUCAUGCCAGUCUGAAUGAACUUUUAGAGGAAGGGCAGGAGCAUGCUGUUAUGCUUUAUACAUGGCGCUGUUGCUCUAGAGCUAUUCCCCAACCCAAAUCCAAUGAACAGCCCAACAGAGUUGAAAUAUAUGAAAAAACUGUAGAGGUUCUUGCUCCAGAAGUCAAUAAGUUGUUGAAUUUCAUGUACUUUCAGAGAAAAGCAAUAGAGAGGUUCUCACAAGAAGUAAAACGCCUAUGUCACACAGAAAAGCGUAAAGAUUUUGUAUCUGAAGCAUAUUUGUUGACUCUAGGAAAGUUUAUAAACAUGUUUGCAGUGUUAGAUGAACUGAAAAACAUGAAAUCCAGUGUUAAAAAUGACUAUUCAACAUAUCGCAGGGCUGCCCAGUUUUUGAAGGUCAUGUCUGACUCACAGACUUUACAAGAGUCUCAGAACCUGUCAAUGUUUCUAGCUACCCAAAAUAAAAUUCGUGACACAGUUAAAGAAAACUUGGAAAAAAUAUCAGGUUAUGAAGAAUUAUUGGCAGAUGUUGUUAAUAUUUGUGUUCAUAUGUUUGACACAAGAAUGUAUUUAACACCCAGUGAGAAACAUAUGUUAGUGAAAGUGAUGGGAUUUGGAUUAUUCCUCAUGGAUAGUGAAUUGUGUAAUAUCAACAAACUAGACACUAAGAAAAAGUUGAGGUUGGACAAAAUAGACAGAAUUUUCAAAAAUUUAGAAGUAGUUCCAUUGUUUGGAGACAUGCAAAUAGCUCCCUUCAAUUACAUAAAAAGAAGCAAGCAUUUUGAUGCAAAUAAAUGGCCUUUGUCUAGUAGCAAUACACCAUCUCCUCAGGCAGAUCUUAUGGUCCAUUUGCCCCAAAUUCGUGAAGAUCAUGUUAAAUAUAUCAGUGAGUUGUCAAGAUACAGUAAUGAAGUGACUACUACUUACAAGGAGUGUGGUAGUGACACUGAAAACAAGGAGACAGCAGAUUUAGCCCUGAGGGGACUACAGUUACUGUCUGAAUGGACCAGUGUUGUAACUGAAUUGUAUUCCUGGAAAUUAUUACAUCCAACUGAUCAUCAUCAGAAUAAAGAAUGUCCCAAAGAGGCAGAGGAAUAUGAAAGGGCUACAAGAUACAACUAUACUGAUGAAGAAAAAUUUGCCCUUAUUGAAGUUAUAGCAAUGAUAAAAGGUUUGCAAGUUUUGAUGGCAAGGAUGGAAACUGUUUUCACUGAUGCAAUUAGGCGUAAUAUAUAUGCUGAACUACAAGAUUUUGUGCAAUUAAUUUUAAGAGAACCUUUGAGGAAGGCAAUCAAAAACAAGAAAGAUCUCAUAAGAAGCAUAAUCAUGUCUGUAAGAGAAACUUGUGCUGAUUGGCCAAGACAAUUUGAUCCAGUGCAAGACCCAGUUCUGAAAGGUAAAAAAGAUCCAGAAACUGGUUUUAAUAUAAAAGUUCCUAGGCGUAAUGUUGGUCCUUCCUCUACACAAUUGUAUAUGGUACGUACCAUGUUGGAAUCACUGAUUGCUGACAAAUCAGGUGGUAAGAGAACUUUAAGGAAGGAUAUUGAUGGUCAGUACUUGAUGCAAAUUGAUCAGUUUCAUAAAACAUCUUUCUAUUGGAAUUACCUGUUGAGUUUCAGUGAAUAUCUUCAGAAAUGUUGUGAUCUAUCCCAGUUAUGGUACAGAGAAUUUUAUCUAGAAAUGACAAUGGGUAGGCGAAUCAAUAAAUGUACUGUUCGGCACCACCACAAUGAAGAAUGCAGUGAUUUGAUAACAAUGGAAAAAAGAAUACAAUUCCCAAUUGAUAUGUCAAUGCCAUGGAUUUUGACUGAUCACAUUCUGAAGACAAAAGAACCCUCUAUGAUGGAAUAUGUUCUAUACCCUCUGGACUUGUACAAUGACAGUGCAUUAUAUGCUUUGACAAUAUUCAGAAAACAGUUUCUGUAUGAUGAAGUUGAAGCCGAGGUGAAUUUAUGCUUUGACCAGUUCGUUUAUAAGCUGAGUGAACAAAUAUUUGCCUAUUAUAAACAAUUAGCUGCAAGUAUAUUCCUUGAUAAGCGUUUCCGGGUUGAGUGCUCAGCUAUUGGUGCUUAUUUGUUACCCUAUCCGAGAGCUAACCGUUAUGAAACUUUGUUGAAACAGAGACAUGUGCAAUUACUAGGUAGAUCUAUAGAUUUAAACAAGCUGAUAACCCAAAGAAUAAAUGCUGAUAUGCAGAAAUCACUAGAUUUAGCUAUCAGCAAAUUCGAAGCUGGAGACAUAACUGGAGUUAUUGAAUUAGAGGGAUUAUUACAGGUGAAUCGUCUAUGUCAUAAGUUAUUGAGUAAAUUGCUGGCGCUAGACGAUUUUGAUUCCAUGUUCAGAGAAGCUAACCACAAUGUUCUAGCGCCUUAUGGUAGGAUAACUCUACACGUUUUCUGGGAACUCAAUUAUGAUUUCUUACCUAACUAUGUCUACAAUGCUGCUACCAACAGGUUCACUAAAUAUCGUGGGAUAGCAUUUGCAGCUGCCGUGUCUCGCGAUAGACCACCACAAAUGUCGCACCACUAUCUUUGGGGCACUAAGCAGUUGAAUUUGGCCUACACAACACAGUAUAGCCAAUAUUCAGGUUUUGUUGGUCCACAACAUUUCCACACCAUGUGUAAACUUUUGGGCUAUCAAGGCAUCGCUGUAGUCAUGGAAGAACUACUGAAAAUCGUUAAGAGCUUGAUACAGGGGAGCUUACUGCAAUUCACCAAAGCACUCAUGGAAGCUAUGCCAAAAAUUUGCAAACUACCAAGAUAUGACUAUGGUUCACCGGGAGUUUUGGGCUAUUAUCACGCCCAGCUCAACGAUAUCGUGCAAUAUCCAGACGCCAGGACGGAGCUGUUCCACAAUUUCAGAGAAUUCGGAAAUAUCAUAUUGUUCUGUCUGCUCAUGGAACAAGCUUUAUCGCAGGAGGAAGUAUGCGAUCUUCUUCAAGCUGCACCAUUCCAGAAUAUUCUUCCAAGACCUUACUGUAAAGAGGGUGAAAAGUUGGAAGCCAAACAAAAACGCUUAGAAGCCAAAUAUCAAGCUCUCCAAAUAGUGCCGAACAUCGAGAAAUUAGGCACGGCCAAACAGGCCAUGAUAUCGCGUGAGGGCGACUUGCUCACCAGAGAAAGACUUUGCUGUGGACUCUCCAUUUUCGAAGUGGUCUUGAACAGGCUGAGGAGUUUCUUGGACGACCCUGUAUGGGUGGGGCCUCCACCCACGAAUGGGGUCAUGAAUGUCGAUGAGUGCACUGAAUUCCAUCGUCUGUGGUCCGCCUUACAAUUUGUUUAUUGCAUUCCGGUUAGCGAAAACGAAUAUACGGUCGAAGAAAUGUUCGGAGAAGGGCUACAUUGGGCAGGUUGUACAAUGAUUGUUUUACUGGGACAACAGAGAAGAUUUGAAGCGCUUGAUUUCUGCUAUCAUAUAUUGAGGGUACAGAGGGUGGAUAUGAAAGAUGAGACUGUCAAAGGAAUAAAUCUUAAGAGAAUGGUGGAUCGCAUUAGAAGGUUCCAAGUAUUAAACUCGCAGAUAUUCGCAAUACUCAAUAAAUUUUUGAGAUCUGGUGAGAGUGACGAAUUAUCUGUUGAGCAUGUUAGAUGUUUUCCACCUCCGAUACAUCCUACUUUGAAUCCUCAGCAACAUUAUCAUGCUCCUGAACAUUUGCGGCAGUGCUGAGAGCUUAGGUAGGUAUAUUGUACAUUUUCCAUUUCAAGAGAAUUAUAUUCGGAGAAUUAUUAUUUAUUAGUUUUUAAUGCGUAUUUAGAAUUUUUAUAGACUUGUUGGAAUAUGUGUAUUGACAUUUUGUAAUCUUUUAUAAUAAUAUUUAUAAUUUAUGAAUUCACUGUAUAUGUAAAUAUAUAACAUGAUCCAUGAUAUUUGUUUAAAGUGAAACGUCAUGCUUAAACCCAUCAUAUAUUCAACAA